This is a messenger RNA of Branchiostoma floridae (Florida lancelet), 8910 nucleotides long. RefSeq names its product leucine-rich repeat serine/threonine-protein kinase 1-like. Gene Ontology annotation, biological process: protein phosphorylation. Gene Ontology annotation, cellular component: cytoplasm. The record is from RefSeq and is a predicted model, not a curated record. Gene Ontology annotation, molecular function: protein kinase activity; protein binding; ATP binding. NCBI's taxonomy places the organism in Eukaryota, Metazoa, Chordata, Leptocardii, Amphioxiformes, Branchiostomatidae. The coding region runs from base 151 to 8199 and encodes 2682 amino acids. The transcript is spliced from 36 exons.
AAUGGUUUAUUCCAAAGGUCCAAAAUGGCGGAACAACAUUACGACAGAGCCAAGUUUACACCAAUCUGCUACAGAAAAUGUCACAUUUCUCCGCGGUAUGGGACGCACAGGAUCUGAUAUCAUGACAGGAGUAUAUUCAAGUGCCACAUAAUGACAGACUUUGAGGAAGACUACCCUGGACAGCUGCUCCACCAGGCUGCCUUCUAUGAUAAUGUGGAGCUGUUACAGGAACUGCUGGCCAGCUCGGAGAGGUCUCACAUCAACGCAGCCAACAGCUCAGGACAGACAGCCCUGCACUCAGCUGUGGCUGGGGACAGCAGGGAGAGUCUACAGAUGUUACUACAGGCUGGAGCUGAUCCAGGCAUUGCCUCUGGCAUGAGGGACAACUGUAGGACCCCCCUACACCAGGCAGUGGCCCACAGUAAGGUAGAGUGUGUGAAAGUGUUGGUGGAUGGAGGGGCGUCUCUGGAAGUCAAGGAUGGUGAGGGGAAGACUGCUUAUCACCUGGCAAUGGCACUGGGGAACAGGAAAAUACUGGAUAUACUACAGAUGGAGAAAGAGGCACAAAGAAAGAUAAAGGAAAUCAUCACAGCAGAUCUGUACCAGGCAUGUGUGGAUGGUAGAGCAGACAAGGCUGCUGAACUCAUCUUACAACUAGACAAAGAAGUCAUCAAUGCUGCAUACAAUGGUGGCAGCACCCUCCUAUACAGGGCCUCUCAGCUAGGGCAUGAGGCUGUAGUACAACUCCUGUUGGACAGUGGAGCUGGUACAGUACCUAACGUUGGUACAGGACUGACACCACUACAUGCAGCAUGCUGGACUGGCCAGGUCAACAUAGCAACACUACUGCUACAGCACCUGCCCCAGUUUGCUGGGAUGGAUUCCAUCCAGUCCCUCCAGCUGCCCAUCCAUGUGGCAGCCUCACAGGGGCACCUGGGCAUCGUCAACGUACUGCUGAACAUGCUGGAUCCUGUUGGUUCUGACACUCAAAGCAAUCCAAACUCUGCUGCAUUUGACAUCAAUGCCCUGGACCUAAACUGGCACUCUUCCUUACACCUGGCUGUACUAGAGGAUAAAGUCUCGGUAGUAGAGGCAUUGUUGCAGUGGUCAGCUAGAACUAACACAACCAGUGCUACAGAGAGUAACCCUGUAAGUCCACGCAGUCCGCUAGAAGAUUCAGGACAACGCAUCACCGUAGACACAUACUCUGUCCUAGGUAGAACUCCGCUUCACGACGCGGUGAAAAACGGAGAGGUUGCAAUCACAACACUACUACUCCAACAUGGCGCAAACCCUGACCUACCGGCAAAGGUACCCACCGGGUCCUCUCCAUACAACAGUUUAGACUCAAACAGUUCUUUUGAAGGGACGUCUGCAAAUAUGACAGCACUAACAGAAGCUGCCUCUUGUGGAAACAAAGACAUUGUAGUCACUCUCUUGAAGUAUGGUGCCAAAGACAUGAGAGAUGCUGCUUUGCAGUCUGCAUUGACUAACGGCCACACAGAUAUUGCAGGCUUACUGCUAUCCUGUUCAGGAGUAGCCAUAGACUUGGAGAGCAAGUUGAACAGAAGGUUACAGCUCUUCCUCGAGAGAUCAUGCAGUGUUGAGGAGGACAAUGUAAAAAGCAUGGACAGUGUUACAACUCUUUUGAGUAGUGAUGGCACCAUGGCCUCUGGGAACCUAGGUACAGGCAUAGGCACUCUCGCUAGAACUUCCACCAGAAACAAGGCAGUGCGGGUAAACUGGUGCUGGAGAAAUCUAAGGAAGCUGAACGUAGAGUGGUUCAUAGAGGCCUGCGUUCACCUCAACCACACACUGGUGCCAUCAAAGUCAGCCCUGGUGUGUAUCACAAGAAUCGACGUGUCAGACAACCAAAUUGUGCAGUUGCCAAAAGAGAUAUUUGUGGACAUGGACUCCUUACAACAGCUCAACUCCUGUAACAACUGUAUCUCCAGCCUGCCUGAGUUUAAGGACGACGACACCUUCAACAGCCCCUCUUUGAAAGAAGUCGACAUAUCCGGGAACAGGCUUAGUGUCAUACCCACCUGGAUUUUCCAGCUUCCUGCACUGGAAAUCCUAAAUCUAUCCAACAACAGGCUAAAGACAGUCCCAUUCAGCAUGUGGACAGCUCAGAAACUGACCUACCUAGACAUAUCGGUGAACUUGCUGGAUGAUGUUCCAAGCAGACCAGAUUCAAAAAGCGAAUGCAUUGUCCAGACUACUUCGGGCAAUGAGGAAGACAGACAACGAACAGAGACAAACUCCAGCAAGGAAUCCAACGAAAGCUUCCACACCCCUAAUGGGUCUUAUGAGGACAAAGAACCAGAGGCAGAGACGUCACCUUCACAACGACGUGAGUCAACAACAAACAACGUAGUCCAACCCUGGCGACCGACAAACCCAAACUGCAGGAGACGGAAGCUUGACAGGAUCAACAUCUGGGAGAAGGAUGUGGCAACUAGCAUCCUCACAGAAGAGUUUGCCUCAGAAGCAGAUGAAGACUCCUCCUCCACAUCUGCCCUGGAUUUCCUGAACCUUGCCUGGAACAAGUUGACUUCAGUACCUACUGGUCUACCAUGUCUGGCACCAAGGUUAUCAAAGCUAGACCUCUCUCACAACAUCAUCAGUGAUGUAGGUCCACCCAACACGUACCCCAAAGGUUUGACCAAACUCCUGCUGCAGUACAACAAGAUAGAAGACAGUAAGAGGUACUCCAGGCAGGACUCUGAGAGUUGUUGCUACAGCCCCUAUGCUUCGAGCUUGAGGAACUCUGCCAGUGGUGCCUCCAUUGGAGAUAUGAGGAUCAGCAGAUCAGAGUCUGUGUUGUCCCAGAUCUCCUUCCUCAGCCUCCUGUCCUUGUGUCAUCACAGGAGACACAGUAUCCUGCCCAGCCUGAAGAUUCUGGACCUGUCGGAUAACCAGAUAGAGAGUCUGGACCUGGUGUACAGUCUGGAGGAGUCCCGGCCCUCCAGUCUGUCUGAUGGUGCAGAGGUGGCAAACUUGAGUAGUAAACCUCACAGUACUGGAGAUCCAGCUCACCGCAAGAGGAAGAGAGUAUCUGAUUCAUCCACCUCUUCCAUGGACCAGCUGACCAACCUGCACCCCCUGUACCCCAAACUGUCCACCCUGAACAUCAGUAACAACAAGAUCAAGGUCAUCCCAGCUGACAUGGGGCUGUACCAGGACCUCACCAUGCUGUAUGUCAGUGACAACAAAGAUGUCAGAACCCUACCCAUGGAGCUAGGGAAGCUGGAGAAGCUGUGGGACUUCAGAGCUAAUGGAGUAGAACUGGAGGAACCUCUGCAGGGUCUGCAGCUCAGGUCUACCAGGCACCUCAUCGGGUACCUCAGGUCCAUCCUCGAUCAGUCCAGACCCUACUGCAGGAUGAAGCUGAUGUUGGUGGGACUGCAGGGUGUGGGGAAAACCUCCCUGCUGCAUGAGAUGAGAAGGGAGGGGACUGGAUCGUACCAAGAAGUUGCAAUUAAGGGCUGGGCCAGCAGAAUGGGUUACUUCCGGAAUGACCAGAAGACGAGGAAGGGUCAGAACAUCUCGACUGUGGGAGUGGACGUGGGAGACUGGACAUACGUGAAGAGGGUGAAGAAGAAACCCUGUGAACUGGGGGAGGUCACCUUCAGCACAUGGGAUUUUGGAGGACAGAGAGAGUACUAUGCGACCCACCAGUACUUCCUGUCCAAACGUUCCCUGUACCUGGCCUGCUGGAAGAUCACAGAUGGGGAGAAGGGUAUUGAGGACUUACAACAGUGGCUUAUCAACAUACAGGCCCGAGCCCCAGACUCCCCUGUCAUCAUUGUGGGUACCCACUAUGACGAGUUUAAGAAGUACCCGCCGUCCUUUCUGCCGGAGCUGAGAGAGAUGAUUGACAGCAGGUUCAUCAACCUGCCUGAGCCUCACCUCCACGGCCUGCCGAGGGUCAAAGGUCAGCUGGAGGUCAGCUGUAAGAACCACCACAACAUCCGGGAGCUGUGUGACCUCAUCUACGACACUGUCUUCCAGCUCAAAGUCAGGGAUAAAGGCGGUACUGGCCAGCUGCUGUUAAAGCAGCCCAUCCCUGCCACCUACCUGGCCCUACAGAAGACUGUAGCAAGGAUAGCAGCCCAGAGGAAGAAAGAAGGGAAACACCCUGUGCUAGUGGGAGAUCAGUACAAGAUCGAGGUGAUGACUGAGAUGAUGAGGAAAGAGAACCUGUGCUUCAGAGAUCACGAGGAGCUGAAACAGGCUACACAGUUCUUACAUGAAAAUGGUGUCCUGCUCCACUAUGAGGAUGUAGCCCUGAAGGACCUGUACUUCCUGGACCCACAGUGGCUGUGUGACAUGCUGGCUCAUGUUGUCACCAUCCCAGAGAUCAACGGAUAUGUCAAGAAUGGUAUCCUGGAGACCAAAUGCCUGGGUCUGAUCUUCAAGUCAGCGUCCAUCACCCCCCUGGACAUCCGACAGUACAUCGUGGACCUGCUGAAUAAGUUUGAGGUGGCGCUGACCUGGGACAACAAGAACCUGCUCAUCCCUUCCCUCCUGCCAACUGAAGACAACAUCAAGAAACUCACUAAGGAAGGCAGAGAGGUCCAGAUCACAAUGAAGAGGAAAGGAAAGAAGUCAAAGGCUAUGCUGAUGAAACCCAACAAGGUCUUUGUUACCAGCAAGCCUAUCCACAUCUCCCGUCGUGAGAAGAUCUCUACGGGCAAGUCUACCUUCUACCCAGGUGCCACCUCCUCCCCACUACCUGCACCACCUGCUAAAGAAGAUGUAAACGGUAACAAUGAAGAGAGAAGAAACAAGCCCAAGGUGACGUACACCAGCCAGUUCCUUCGCUUCUACCUCAUGUCGUACUUCCCGAGCGGGUUCUGGUCGAGGCUGAUCACGAGGGUGUUCGCCGACGACCACCUGUAUGAGAUAGCCUCUGCGUGCUUCGAGGCAGUUAGCGGGAACAUCGGAGAUGGUCCGGUACAAGUACUGAUGGAGAGUCCACACUGGGUUUGCUGGCAGACUGGCUUCAAGCUGAGACACUGUAACGCCACACUCCUGACAGUCAAGGAAGUCAUCGGUGAAGAAGACGAGAGAAGUAAGUACUCCACUUUAAGGUUAUCGACCCGUGAUGUGCCCAGCAUGGCGGGAUAUCACGGAGGAAAGCUCCAGAUUAGCGUACCGUUGUCAGAAGUCAGGUACAGCUACACGCACACCGUGUCCACUCCCUCCAGUAUCAGCGAGGAGGAACAGAAGAAGAUAGUGCUGAAGACAGAUGUCGCUAUUGCUACGAGGUUACUCGCAGUCGUAGUGGACCAUCUGGACCUCCUCCUGCAAGACUGGUACGCGGACAUCGGCGAGCGUUUCCGUCAGACGUCCCACGGUCUCUACCUCGUCCGAAGGGUCAUACCGUGUCCGAAGUGUCACAAGGCAUUCAAUGUUCCUGCUAAACAGCCCAAGAAGAAACACAAGGAUGUCCACCAUAGAGACGAGGCUUGGGAAGUUGUGAAGGUUAGUCCACAGGACCAUGAGCCAUAUGUGUCAAAGACUGUUGUUUCCCCCAUCAAGGAUUCAAAAGGUGUUGCCAAUGGAAAGUCUUUACAAGCAACAGAGAACACUAACACUAGUGCAACAGUGCCGUCAGUAGCCAGAAAUGCAGAGGAAGAGACAAAGGAAGAUCUGCUGUUCCAGUUAGAACUAUCCACAGAGAUGGACAGAGUGGGAGAUGGUGAAAAGGAUAACAGCAUGGCUGUAGCUGUGAGAAAGUCAGCACCUGAUGUAUUGAAGGAAGAAGAGCACACAGAACCUAAGAAACCACUGAGCCUGACUUUUGUAGAUCCAGCCAAACCUGCUACAGAAGGAUCCAGCCAGAAGUUGUUAGAGGGUCAGCCUGGGAAGCAGAAAAAGGGAAAGAUGUCGAGUACUGUACCAGCUGCCAUCACAACAUUCCAAUUUGAUGACCUGGUAUUCCAAUCUCUGAGUCAGAAAGCAGUGGAAUGCCCCAGACAUGGAACUCUGCUGCUAAAGACUUUGGUGCCAGAUGUGAUGUUUGAGGAUAUUGCCUCCUACCUCCUCAUGGAUCCCUCCGAGAUCACCUCCCAAAGGCUUCUGGGUACAGGGGCCUUUGGCUUUGUGUUCCAAGGACUCAGAAAGACCAGGACUGCCCCGGGAACAAGUGUGGCCCUGAAGAUCCUGGAACCACGGGACCCUGGGAAGGAGGCACCUGACUCUGCAAAGAAGGAGUAUGCUCAGCACAAGAGGAAGUGGACCCAGGAGCCGACCUGGGCGGCCUGUAAGGCCUACUGUACCGUACGACAGGAGAUGAUGGUCCUGUCAUCCCUCACACACGACCACAUCGUGUCCCUGCUGGGGGUGUGUCACCAGCCCCUGUGUCUGGUGUUAGAGCUGGCCCUGAGGGGGGCGCUGGACACCAGACUGAGGGAGUACAGGAGGGAGGGGGCCAGGCUGGACCCAUGUGUGGUGCAGCUCAUCGUGGUGCAGAUCUCCUCUGCCAUCUCCUACCUCCAUUCUCACCGCAUCAUCUACCGUGACCUGAAGGCACAGAACGUGCUUGUGUGGUCACUCCCAGUGCCCACAGAUGACCUGACCUGUCACGUUCACGUCAAGCUGGCGGACUAUGGCAUCAGUAGGGCAGCCAUGCCCAGGGGAGAGGUCAAGGGUUUUGGGGGAUCACCAGGGUACAUGGCACCUGAGAUUGUGCAGCACUAUGGGAUGGAGGCAUACACUGAAAAGGUGGACUGCUUCUCCUUUGCCAUGUUCCUGUAUGAACUGCUGAGUCUGAAGCAGCCGUUUGAAGGUCUGGACCAGAUCAAUGACCUCAUCCUCAGAGAGAAGAGACCACCUCUUACAGACAAGGAGAGAAGCUAUCCAACCAACAUCUUGGACAUCAUGAGCCUGUGUUGGUCACAUGAUCCACACAACCGCCCCCGUGCUGCAGACAUUACCAAAGCUGCUAGGUGUGCCGAGUUCCCUCUCCUGCUGCAAGCGAUGCCAGUGGCGGAUGGCCCAGGGAAGACAGCACUCGUGGCUUGUGCUACUUACUCUGAACAGGUUCAAGUGAUAGAUGAUGGUUAUGGAGGUGCGUUAGAGCAGAGUGUGACCCGGGUGUGGCUGUGUAACCUGGCUCAGAACGGACCCCCCACACAGGUGGAUGUACUACAGGUGGUGGAUGGGAGGUUACAGGAGGAGGCCAUGGCUUUUGAGGUGCCAGAUGUGGUGUGUAGAGUGUGCAUCAUCGGUGAUAUGAUUUGGAUGGGAAUUGAUAAACCAGUGGUCCAUAUCUACAGAUUGUCCACCCUUAAAAAAAUGGAAACCAUCAGCUUGUCCAAGAAUGUGCGAAGAACCAACACAGUGCGCUCGAUCCUACACAUCCCGGACACAAGAACAGUGCUGGUGGCUCUGUCCCUGGGGACUGUGGUACAGUACAGGUACUCUGGUGGGGACAGCAGUACACAGAACAGUGGUCCAAUCACUGUGACAGAAGUACACAGGGCCAGGUUGGAGUAUCACACAUUCAGCGCUGCCAUUGUCAAUACUGUGAACAGGUCUACAGAGCUGUGGCUGGGAGGCUGUGAUGGGGGGAUGAAGAUCAUAGAUGGAGAGUCCCUGGUUGUGCUGAAGGAUCUGAACCACUUUGACCCCAAAUGUUCCAAAGUCAAUGUCAUGCACCUGGCUACCCAAGGUGGUCCCGACAGACCAGGGGUGGGCGGAAACGUGUGGUCAUACGUGUACCCAGGUACAACUGUUUACAAGUGGGAGGUGAACACCUGGUACAACACACACACCUUAGACUGUAAGGACCACCUGCCAAAUCUACAUGCUGGGUGCUGCCAGGUGUCCAGUCUGCAGGUGCAAGGUGCCCAGCUGUAUGUAGGGACAGUCUGGGGUCACCUGCUUAUCUGUGAUGCCUCCAAGAUGACCUGUUAUGCACGGGUCAUAGGUCAUUUGGAAGAUGUGAAGUACAUCAUCCCUGUGUCUUCUGGGAUACAGCUGUCAGAGUCCUUACUACAGCAGGGUAGAGACCCAGACACUCAAAUCAGUAAGCAGCAGAAGAACCAGUUGCUGACCAUAGGACAAGGCUACAACUACCUGCUCCAGAACCACAUACAGGGGAGUCAUGUCAAACAGGGCAUACCUUCAUCUGAGUCCAUACUACUGGUGUGGGACGCUGACCGGUGGCAUCUGGCUGGACAGUAUUGAGGACCUGGUUGUAACUGGUGCACUGGAUACCAGACCCAGGCCAGAUGUCAAUAAUGUCUUUUUAUGCACGGUUGUCAGGGUGUAAGUCGGGGGGCCUACUGUAGAGUUUCUUUGGAGCCCUAGAGCAGAGGAGUUGUGCUGUAUAGGUCAUGGAAACAGUCUGGCAUCCAGGCUAGGUAUCACAAGACUUGAGGAUAGAUUCGUUGAACUUUUAGGAAGGAAUUGAGGAUACCAGACCCCGGCCUAAUCUUACUAAUGUCUUUUUAUGCAUGGUUGUCAGGGUCUAACUAAUGGAGCCUGCUGUAGAAUAUUUCUCUUGGGGCCCUAUAGCUGAGGAGUUGGGAUGUCUAGGGCCUGGAAUCAGCCUGGCAUCCAGGCUAGCAAUCACAAGACUCGUGGAUAGAAUUGUUGAACUUUGGAGAAAUGAAUUGUUAGGCCUUUAGGACAAAAGGAUAUUAUAUUUUGGGAUGCGUUGAAACAUGAGAUUCUAUUACAGAUUUAAAGACAGUUUUCCAUGAUCACCAUUAUUUCUAUUUUAAUUUUAAUUUUUUGCUGACAUUUGAUUGCUUUUUUAUGACCUAUAAUUGUGUCUGAAGGGAUUGAUAAUGUAUGCUUGAUUGUAAAUGAGAUAUUAUCCUAUUCGGAGAGUGCAAAGAGAUAUGGUAAUGUAAUACUGAGUGUGUAAAUUGUGUUGCAAUUCUUUUCAGGUCA